GAUGAAAAGUUUGAUUGUGCAAGCAAGCUCAGUAAUCCAGCGGUCUGACUGGAACUGCUUUGCCUUGUGAGCAUUCUGUACAAAAACACCACCUGUGAAUAGAAGAUGGGCCAGAAAUUAUCACAGGACACUAAUCAAGAAAUUAAGGCUGACAUCCUGAUUUUAUGUGACGUAUUUAGCCAAGGAAUUGUUUUUGCAUCGCAGAAACUGAAAGAGUAUCUUGGGUUUGAGGAUCCACAGAGCAAGUUCCACCCAACCAUGGAUACUUUAAAUGAGAUUUUCCUGGUCAAUUUCAUCAGGUUCUGUGUGGAGAAGGGAGUGGAAGAGUCCAUCACAACCAGCAAGAUGACCAAGCAACAGUCCUUGCUUUUUGGUGUUGACUGGGUUUGGACCUUGGCUGGCGCAGACAAGCAGAUACAGCUUCAGAUCGCUGUGCAGACUUUACAGCUGACUGACCUCCAUAGUAGCAUUCCGUUGCCGGAGAUGAAUGGCAGCUUCGGAAACGCAAUGUUGGCUGAUGACGUUUUCCAAGACAAAAGCAAAUUUGAGAAACUGGAACAAUUCUGCGUGUCAGUGGGGCAGGAUUGCCUUGGCUUGUUCAUAAUGUUUGGGGUUCCUGGAAAGCCCAAAGAUAUCAGAGGGGUUGUUCUGGAAAGCCUCAAAAAGGAGAAACAGAAAAGCCUCCUGUCUAAUGAGAAUGCCCUCAGGCAAUUUGUUCUGACCACAGACAGUUUCCUCCCUACUAGAGACAUGCUGGAACACUGCCUCUCUAAGAAAAAUGGUCUGAGGGAGGUAGGUAAGGUUUACAUUAACUUUCUUUAACUCCUGAUGGCUGCUUAAUGAUGGAAGGAUCUCUCUUGCAAAUACCAGCACCCAACUCAGACCUUCCAGCCUGCUCAGAGAACCCCACCUUGCGUUUUAGACACUAUUAUUAACCACCAAGAUACCAGUUCAGCAAUCGUUCCAGACGGAUCACGGACACACACAAAUGGAAGUGUACUACUUUGCACUUUUAAUGCUUUGAUGAAGCUUUCUAGACAAAAGAAAUGCAGACAAAGCUUUGCCAGCGUGAAAGGCUUUAAAAACAAAAACGUACUUAUGUCAUGGAGAAAAAACAGCAACUACAAGUGCUGUUAUGGAAUUAACUGUGCUGUAAGUUUCAUUGCAAGCU
Molecule: messenger RNA, 1171 nt
Organism: Sphaerodactylus townsendi
Lineage: Eukaryota; Metazoa; Chordata; Lepidosauria; Squamata; Sphaerodactylidae
Gene: REP15
Product: RAB15 effector protein
Exons: 1
Coding region: 106-822 (238 amino acids)
Biological process (GO): receptor recycling
Source: RefSeq, a predicted model, not a curated record